AUGGAGUUGGCGUGGUGGCCCAACUCCUUGGUCUCCACGGCUCCGCCGGUCAUCCUCAGCGCAAGAGACGUGAGGUCGCCGAUCAAGAAGAGCGCUAGGGCUACAAGAAGCACGGCCCUGGCAACGGCGAUCGCUUGCAUCCUUGGCGGCUCGCAAACAGUCAGUGAAAGCUCCCGCGGCCUCCCCACCUGCCGCUCGCCCGCCCCACCAGCCUUCUUAAUCCUCAGCCUUCCUCCUUGUAUUUACAUUUCCUCCGCUGUCACCGGAUUACAUACGGUACGCACUUCUCCAGACAUUAAUAGAAAGUGGAAUUCAGCUAGACACUCAUGUUCUCUCGAACGGGCGACAAUGGAACGAAGAGAUUUCCGGAAGGUUGGAGUGAGAGCGGAUUCGAGGCUGCCCAAUGUAAGGAUCUGCGCUUUCGCAAUUUUCAGAUACUGUUCACUGCUAACAAGACUCCAUGGUUUUCUCAUACGCAACACGCUUUGA
This is a messenger RNA of Nezara viridula (southern green stink bug), 489 nucleotides long. The record is from the annotation of a GenBank genome assembly. Lineage: Eukaryota; Metazoa; Arthropoda; Insecta; Hemiptera; Pentatomidae.